Messenger RNA from Labrus mixtus (cuckoo wrasse), 1528 nucleotides. It is a transcript of the gene tmem50a, whose product is annotated as transmembrane protein 50A. The record is from RefSeq and is a predicted model, not a curated record. Gene Ontology annotation, biological process: protein targeting to vacuole; late endosome to vacuole transport via multivesicular body sorting pathway. Lineage: Eukaryota; Metazoa; Chordata; Actinopteri; Labriformes; Labridae.
GUGGAUUAACUGCGCAUGUGCAUGACCGAGCUUUUACGGAGGCUAUCGGGUUUAUCCAGGGGGUCUACAUCAAAAAAGGAAAAUAAAAGAGUCAUGUCAGGUUUUCUGGACGGAAUCCGGUGCGGAGAUUGCGAAUGCAAUGUGGACUGGGGAGAAAGGAGAAACACCAUCGCAUCUAUUGCAGCUGGAGUUCUGUUCUUCACCGGUUGGUGGAUCAUCAUCGAUGCAGCAGUGAAAUAUUCUGAUGAAGGACAGUUUCAUCAUGCAUAUCACACUUGUGGAGUCAUUGCUACAGUGGCCUUCCUCAUGAUAAAUGCUGUUUCAAAUGGCCAAGUGAGGGGGGACAGCUACAGUGAAGGCUGCAUGGGACAGACUGGCGCUCGGGUGUGGCUCUUCAUCGGCUUCAUGCUGGCUUUUGGCUCCCUCAUUGCCUCCAUGUGGAUUCUGUUUGGGGGAUUUGUUGUGCCUCAAAAGCCUGUUGUCUACCCUGGGAUUGCCAUUUUCUUCCAAAAUGCAUUCAUUUUCUUUGGGGGUUUGGUCUUCAAGUUUGGACGCACAGAGGAUCUCUGGCAGUAACUGAUUCAGCGUGUCUUCAUGUCUACAGUUUAAAGACUCUGCUUUCUGCAUUGUAUUAGAAAACAUGCUUUAGUGGUUAUUAUCUUUAUAUAAACUUUUUUAGCUUCAAAAUUAUCUUUUUUAUUUAUAUUAUUUGCAUUAAAAUAGCUAAAUCAUAACUAAACACAGAUUUGAGUAAUUUCUUUGGGAGUAUGAUCUUUUCAAGUGCACAUCUCUAAAUGUAUCUUUUUGCACUCAGAUUGUGUGGCCAUGAUUCUAUAAGUUUCUACAACUUGUGUAAAAAAAAAAAAAAAAAAAAUUUUUGUGAGCUUGACUGCCCUGAACUGUCCACAUUUCCUUUGGGGAUACUUUACUUCUAUGACAGCCUUUAAUCCAAAACGGUCUCUUGUGGAGAAAAUACAAAUAAAUUAUAAAGGCAUAUCAUUUAAGGCAGUAUUUUGUUUAACUGUACCUUAAAAUUGAUAGAAAAAUAGUUUAUUGUUUGUAUUUUACCUGAAAUAACAACAGUUACGCUCCAAAACUUGGCAGUCACUCAGAUUUUUUUGUUGAAUAAUAAGAAGCUUAAACUGCUGUCAACAAAAGUUUUCAGUCUUUUUCAGAUCUGUAUAUUUACAAAUGAUCUGUUUUCUUAAAUCAGUAAAAUUAAAACCAUCAGAUCAGUUCCUAGCAACAAUGUCAGCAUUAAACCUAAAAAAAAAAAGCCGUAAAUAAGUCUUACAAUUAUGCUUCCAAGGUUCAUCCUUGCCAUUUUAUGUAUCUUUGCACACAUAAAACAUGUAUUUUCCAAAAAAAGAAUGCAAAUGUUUUAGUUUAAAUACACUGUUAUAAAAGCACACCAAAGAGAGUUUUUACUCCGAAGAUCAAGCUCCAUCAACUUCCUUCUCCACAUUUCACUUUUGCACUGCAAGAUGGGGAAACUGUAAAACAAUAAAAUAUUGUGUUCAUUAUUGCA